Menidia menidia (Atlantic silverside) is the source of this 1641-nucleotide messenger RNA. The record is from the annotation of a GenBank genome assembly. NCBI's taxonomy places the organism in Eukaryota, Metazoa, Chordata, Actinopteri, Atheriniformes, Atherinopsidae.
GCUGAUUACAGCUGUGACAUGGAGAGGGGCAGCGUGUGCACCUAUCACCCCGACAGUGUCCACUGCGUCAGAGGAGUUCAGGCCAGUCCCGGUUCGGGGUCGGGGCAGCAGUGCUGCUACGACGUCGGGGGGGACCUGGUGCUGACGGGCGACUCGGUGGGGGGGGGCACCCCCGACCGGGCCCACGACUGGGGCGCGCCCCCGUACCGGGACCCCCCCCGGGUGCCGGGUUACUCCCACUGGCUGACCGACGUCCUGAGCUUCCACCACUGCUGCCUGUGGUCCGCCCGCUGCGGCCUCUACCUCAGACACCGGCCCUCCAGCGGGUGCCGCCGCUACCGGCCCCCCCGAGCAGGUGUUGUCUUUGGGGAUCUGCAUUUUGUAACGUUCGAUGGUGUCGGGUAUUCGUUCUCGGGAAAAGGAGAGUAUUACCUCGUCUCUUCACCCAGCAGAAACCUCAGCAUUCAAGCCAGAACAGAACAAGUCAAACUUAAGAAUGGUACUUUGGCCAAAGCCACGCAGAUCUCAUCGGUGGCCAUGAAGGACCGGUCAUCCAGUACCAUCGAGGUGCGCCGGGCAGGAAACCUGCUCCAGGUGCUGGAAAACCAAAAGGUUCUUCCUCUUGCCGAGCAAAGCGUGACGGUCAUGUUUUCCUCCGGGGUCGGCGUGGAGGUCCGGGCCCACGCGGGGGGGCGCGUGGCGGUCACCGUCCUGCUGCCCGCAGACUUCUCCAACCACACCCGGGGCCUCCUCGGCCUCAUGAACUCUGACCCCUCGGACGAUCUGCUGACCCAAAGCGGGGGGUCGGUCCCCUCAGUGAACCCCACGGGGGAGGAGGUGUUUGCAUUUGGAGCUGGAUGGAACAUCUCAAAGGCGUCCUCCCUUUUCACCUAUGACACCAAACACCUCCUGGAUUCCUACUAUUUCCCCCCGAGCCACGACCCCGCCUUCCUUCCCGCCUUUUCCCCCCCCGGACCCCCCGGGGACCCGUUGGUGGGGGAGGUGGGGGAGGUGUGCCGGGGGGGCGGAGCCUUAUUCUGCAGAUACGACGCCCUGACCGCCCGCAGCCUCCAGAGGGAUGACAGACUCGUCCUGGACCUGCCGGCCCACCAAACUGAUGAGAGACAUCACGGAGCAGCCUCCUUCUUCCUCCAACAACCGGAGGACCCUGUUGAGCCUAAGCUGUUUGAGGAGGACCCCCCAUCCAGUUUGGGGCAGGAGACGCUGAGAGAGAGGGACCCGUCCUCCACACAGCUCCGCUCCCUGGAUCCGAACAUCGUGAAACCCUCAUCGCAGGAGAACUUCAGCGUGUUUCCCUGCAGGAACGGGAAGAAGAACGGGACGCGUUACCUUCAGGGAAACACGCUGAAGUUCUCCUGCGAUGAGGGUUUCACGAUGUUCGGAUCCAGGGAGCGGAGCUGUGUGGAGGACGGGUCCUGGACCGGAGAGCAGCCUUACUGCUUUAAAGAGGAUAACACUGGAUUUGUUCUCGGAGCUGUCGGAUUCGUCUCAUCGUUGGUGGCCAUGGCGAUAAUGAUCAAGCUGCAGAACAGGAAACAAGGCAGAGACGCACAAAAGCAACAAAUCCCACCUGCUUAUUUGAUAUCCACCACGGCCCAUCCUCCUCGCAGAAACCCAUAA